GCCCGACAUGAGGCCGCCCAGGGAGCCUGUCUGUCUGUCUGUCUGUCUGCUGGACGGGUUCCCGGUUAGUCUUGACUGUCUGGCGCUGAGGGAGGAUGAAGCUGGUCUCGGAGCAGCGGGAUGAGGAUCCAGACCUCCAGCUCCUUAUGGCUGUAUAUGAUGAGAACAUCCUGAAGAAUCAUUUCUACGUGGCGUUGGAGAAGCAGAGACCGGACCUCUGCAGCCGAGUGGCAGAGCUCCACGGCAUCGUUCUGGUGCCUUGUUGCGGAAGUUUGGCCGUCAGCAGCUUCUCCGACUCUCAGUUCGACAGCUAUGUCCUGCAGCCUGUGGAGGACGGAUACCACACCGUGGAUGGAAAGGAGGUCAGGAUCCAGGACAGGCAGGUCCUGCUGGGGUCCGGCUUCCCGGCUCCGGCGUCGGUCCCCAUCCUGUUUGAGGAAACCUUCUACAACGACCGGGAGCAGAGCUACAGCAUCCUGUGCAUCUCCAGGCCCGUGGAGAUGGAGCCGAGUCCGGCGGAGGUCAGCCUGCCGCCCCCGUACUGCCUGAAGAGCGUGGAGGACGUCAGGGAGUUCCUGGGCCGCCACGCCCAGAAACUGGACAAAUUCAUCCAGGGCUUCUGUCAGGCCUUCAAAGAGACCGAGAGGAAGGGACUCCGACACCACAUAGACUCGGUGAACGGUCUUUACACUAAAUGUCUUCAGUGUCUGCUGAGAGACUCUCGUCUGAAACUUCUGGCGAAGCAGGAGCUUCAGAUGACUCUUCUCAAACAGGCGGUCGAGAUGUACGUUCAUCAUGGUAUCCAUGACUUAAUUUUUAACUUUGUGGGAACGCUUGAAGCCAGCCAGGACGCCGCCUUCAACAAAACCAGCAGGAGUCUGCAGGAGCUGCAGCAGAAAGAGCUGGGAGUCAAACCGGAGUUCAGUAUAAACUUGUCUCGGGCAAAGAGAGAGCUGAGUCAGCUCAACCAGCAGACCUCCCCGCUCCUCAAACUGCUCUGCCUGCGCCGAGUCGCCCUGACCGCCACCCAGACCCCCAGAGGCACCGUCUGUAUAGAAGCUGUGUGCGCGGACGACCUGCUCUCCGUCAUCCUCUACCUGCUGGUGAAGACAGAAAUCCCCAACUGGAUGGCCAACCUGAGCUACAUCAGGAACUUCUGCUUCAGCCACUCCAGUAAAGACGAGCUCAGCUACUGUCUGAGCACCUUCGAGGCUGCGGUGGAGUACAUCAACCUGGGGAAGCUGCAGGACACGCACACUGGCUCGGGGGAGCUGAACGACAAGGCCUUGUUCAAAGAGAGGAUGAGUCUGCUGACUCAGAGCACUGCCGCGCCCAUCCACUGUCUGUUUGAGCACAUAGCCAAUGGAAACGAAGCCGAGGUGCAACGUCUGCUGAGUGAAGGAGAGAGCAACGAGGACGUCAGGAUGUGUCAUCCCCUCUGCUCCUGUGACAUCUGUGACCUCCAGCUGUCUGGGUCAGCGUACACACACACACACGCACGCACACACACCUCUCUUAGACUCACUUGUUUUACUGGAAAUGAGACAAAGCUGCCUGCAUCAAGACUGCAUUCCAGGAAAUCAAAAUCAUAUGAGUUUUCUUUUCUCCUUGAGUGCUCAUUUCUUCAUUUUAAAUUUUUUUUGUUGUUGCAUCAGAGCGAGGGAAUCAGGAACGAAAAGCUGUUUGCUCUUUCACUUCCCCACCACACACACACACACACACACACACACACACACACACACACACACACACACACACACACACACACAGAGAGAGAGACACAGGAACUGCAGAUGAAUAGUAGUGUGUGUGUGUGUGUGUGUGUGUGUGUGUGUGUGUGUGUGUGUGCGGCAGGUCAGGCCAAGCUGAUCGACCUGCUGGUGUGUAAAGGAGCGCCGGUCAACGCCACAGACUACCACGCCCUCACACCGCUGCACCUGGCCUGCCAGAAGGGAUUCCAGGGAGUCACGCUGCUGCUGCUGCACUACAAGGCCAACCCGGACGCUCAGGACAACAACAGCAACACGCCGCUGCACCUGGCCUGCAUGUACGGACACGAGGACUGCGUGAAGGCGUUGGUGUACUACGACCACCAAACGUGCCGCCUGGACCUGCACAACGACAAAGGCGACACGGCGCUGCACAUGGCGGCCCGCUGGGGCUACGAGGGAAUCAUCCAGGUGCUGCUGGAGAACGGGGCGAGCACCGACCUCCUCAACAAGAGCAAAGACUCGCCGCUGCAGUGUGCGCUCAACUCAAAGAUCCUCGUGUUGCUGCAGUCGACUCAGAACGGCCGUCAGCGCAGCGGAGUCGAUUCUCCCAGUCGCUCCCCGCUGACGUCGGACUGCAGCAGCAGCCGCCGCUCCUCCGUCUCCAGCACCUCCUCCCUGGGCUCCGAGGCCAAACCGGAGGGAGAACGGGUACGACACAGAGAGGUGGAGAAGCUGCUGCGUGCCGUGGCGGACGGUGAUGUGGAGAUGGUGCGUUACCUGUUGGAGUGGAUGGACGAGGAAGAGGAGGACGAAGCGGAGCAUCGGUCCGAGGCUGUGCUCUGCCACCCGCUGUGUCAGUGUCCGAACUGCGCUCCCACUCAGAAGCUGUCCGUCCUGCAGGCCGGAGCUCUCGGGGUCAACAGCUGUAACGCUGAUGGUUUCACGCCGCUCCACGUCGCCGCCCUGCACGGCCACGCCGCGCUGGCCGCCCUGUUCGUCCGCCACGGAGCCAACGUCAACGCCCGCAACAACCAGAGCGCCACACCGCUGCACCUGGCCUGCCAGAACAGCCAUGUCCAGGUGAUGAGGUUUCUGCUCGAGUGCAACGCCAAACUGAACAAGAAGGAUCACUAUGGCAACACGCCUCUGAUACAGGCCUGUCUCUGUGGAAACCUGGAGACAGCCACCACCCUGUUACAGAGUAAUGCGUUGGUGAACGUGGCGAACCUUCAGGGGAACACGGCUCUCCAUGAGGCGGUGCGGGGCGGACACCAGGCGCUGGUGGAGCUGCUGCUGAGGGGCGGAGCCUCACCCGGCCUCAGGAACAAGAGGCAGAGGACGCCGCUGGACUGCGCCUAUGAGCUGGGCGGAAAGAACACGGAGAUCCUGAGAGCGCUGCAGACAGCGUCCGGGCUUUCUCCCGACGCUGAACCAAUCAAACUCCUCUCUGUGCCCAAAGGCGCUCUGGCUCAUUCGUUCGUCCAGCGCCUGCGGCUGCAGGAUCACGCCAACGGCCGGAGACAGAAGCUGGCCCAGUCCAUCAGCAGGAUGCAGCAGAUGAAGAAGGGUUCCUCUGGUCCUCCCUCCAGGUGUUCACCAAACCAGAACCAGGGGAAUCCGGACAGGCCGAGGUUGAGGCGCGGGGAGACGGUGGAGGUCAGCAGCCCCUCGGCGAGCCUCGCCGCCGGGCCCCGGCCGAGAGAGCGGCCCCUGGGUCGCUGUCACACCCUGGACUCGGGAGAACAAACGCCGGAGCCCACACGCGCUCCGGACACGCCCGAACACACUCCGCGAGAAGAGAGGGAUCGGACAGACGACGGGCACGCUGACGGAGACGACGCGCAGCCUGACGCCAGUAACACCCACUCCGCCGGUAGCGAGACCUCGCCGCCUUCGCCCGCCGAUGCACCGGCGCGGGGCGACAAUCCGUUUGAGCCCCGUCCCACGCACACUCCGACCGAUUCUUCCUGCGCUUCACGUGACUGCGCCGAGCGAGCCGACGCCACCGGCCAGAGUCUCCGCCCUCGGCACGGAGAGCCGGAGCCGUCCGACGAUCACGCCAACGACGAGGCUUUGCCGUCCGAGGACGCGGACGGAGACUCGGGUCCUUCCCGCCCCGCUGAGCUCUGCCCCGCAAUCCAGUCUGACGGAGGCGACCGGAGAGACGGGGACCGCACGGAGUCGAAUCCCGAAGGCUCCGACUGAAGUGGACGGAGACGUCGCGAGGAUUCGUACAGGGAGAUCAUAAAGGAGCACAAAACUGACUUUGCCACGAAAGUAACACAAACGCCAAAAAAAAAAAAAAGAGACUAAAAAGAAGCAAUGAGAGCACACGACUUGAGAUCGACUCCACGCGGCCGACCGUCGCUGCAGCCGUAGCGGUAGAAACUACACCGCCAAGUCGCGUUUCUGUGGGCUGACUUCUACUAAAACAGUUCCUCAACCGUUUUACAUUUUACAGAAACAUUUGCCAGCGUGGAAAAGUGCAAGCUCCUCCUCUCACCCGAGUUUAGAGCACUUUCUUCUUCUAGCCUUCACAGAAAGGGGGGAAAAAAAGGGAUGCAAACUGUCGUUUUAAUUUGCGUGAAUGUCGUUGAUUUAGUUUUUGAUUCAAGCCACCAGACUGUAGCUCUGACCUGCACCAGACUUCAUUUGAAAAACACCUUGUUUUACUUGAAUACUAGUUCGUCUUUUUUAGCGUUAUAAAUUUAUAAGUGAAUUUACAGUUUGGUUGGUUUUGCCUGUUUUCCCUGUUUAACAUUGUAGCCUACUCCACUUAUAUAUUUUUUAAUUAGGAUUCUUUUAAUUUUUAUCUAUGACUCUUUCUGACGGCAGUGUGUUCAGAGAGGUUCAGCUUCUCCUGAAUGGGAGAAUGUGUUUUUUUUUUGUCAAAGGAUCACACAGCUGUUUUUUUAAAAAUGUUUUUAUUCCAAGCACAGAUUGGUCAGCAGCGCUGAGUUGUUAAAGAGCAGAAGAAAACGUGCAAAACCACCAGAGAGAAGAAGAAUUCAAACUGAUUUAAUACAAAUAACAUUAUGAAACGUUUGCAGUACUGUAGAAUUGUCACCAUCAGCGUUACUGUUCACAAUAAUGUCCACUGUGUGUGUGUUUGAUUGUAGUGAGGACGAAGCGUCAGUUUAAACCGACUAGGGCUGGCUUAGAAUAGUCAAUCCUCCAUUUAAAAUCAAUCUUUGUGUGCGUGAUACAGGGCUGCGCAAUUUUAACGAAAUCGCAAUAUGAACUAGUGCAAUAUCCAAAUCGCAGAGGGGCGCAAUAUUUGUUAAAAGGCAAAAUAUGUGUCAAACCGUUCUAAAAUAAAGUAAUAUGGUGGUGCGGAGACGUCCCGGCCUACCAAUCGUAUCCUACAGACUACAGAAAACAUCUUUGUUUGGUACAGAUCCUCACAAAAAAAAUCACACUUCAUAUUUUAAUUUUUUAUAUUUUUCAGUGAAAAUGAGUGAUACAAAAACGACCAUUCCCUCCAAUAUCGUGAAUAAUUUCGCAAUCGCAAUAUCAGUCAAAAUAAUCGCAAUUAGAUAUUUUCCUAAUAUCGUGCAGCCCUAACGUGAUCCGAUUUUGAUUAAUAAAAUCUAGAAAUCUAUUUUUUUAAUACUUGCAUUUUCACAAUGGAUGUAUUAGCAAAAAGUUCUUUUAAACUAACUUUUUUUGGGGGUCAAUUCUUAUUGUAGACAUCAUUAUAAAGACAUUCAAGGGUUGCUUUUUGCUUGUACAAUUUACAGCAGAAGAUAUCUGAGAAUCUUUAAUAUCUAAGCAAAAUUAGCUUUAUGACUAAAAAUUGUCCUGUUACCUAACUGAUAUUGAAUCGGAAAUGCAAUCGAAUCGAUUCGGGAAAUCAUUGGCGAUACCUUCAGCCCUAAAACUGUGGGUCAGUGUUUUCACGGUCGACCGUCCGUUUUGUUUCCACUCUCCUUCGAUGUGUCUACUGUAUUUGAGAAACACACACACACACACACACACACACACACACGGAAAUAUUCACUGAGUCUCCAGCAAAGCAGCGUCUUUGUAACCUUUCAGUGUCUUAUUUAAGAUGGAAAGAUGUCAAACCCCAAUCAGAGGUCCUAAUUAUUUUUGUAUUCUUUUUUUUUUUUUAUUUAUUUUCAUGUUUGGAUGGUUUAAAAAUGGUGAAUGUGCCUUAUUUAAUUCACACUCAAAUAACCAAUAAUAAAGCUGGCAUUGAGACUA
Perca fluviatilis (European perch) is the source of this 5918-nucleotide messenger RNA. It is a transcript of the gene ankrd27, whose product is annotated as ankyrin repeat domain 27 (VPS9 domain). The transcript is spliced from 27 exons. Gene Ontology annotation, biological process: early endosome to late endosome transport; neuron projection morphogenesis. The coding region runs from base 96 to 3917 and encodes 1273 amino acids. The record is from RefSeq and is a predicted model, not a curated record. Gene Ontology annotation, molecular function: SNARE binding; guanyl-nucleotide exchange factor activity. Gene Ontology annotation, cellular component: transport vesicle; early endosome; neuron projection. Lineage: Eukaryota; Metazoa; Chordata; Actinopteri; Perciformes; Percidae.